Acanthochromis polyacanthus (spiny chromis) is the source of this 4081-nucleotide messenger RNA. Its product is annotated as butyrophilin-like protein 2. NCBI's taxonomy places the organism in Eukaryota, Metazoa, Chordata, Actinopteri, Pomacentridae. The record is from RefSeq and is a predicted model, not a curated record. Bases 213 to 1169 code for a protein of 318 amino acids. The transcript is spliced from 6 exons.
CCGGAAAUCAGAAGAAGAAGAAGAAGAUUGCUUAGCAGUGAGAAGAAGAAGAACCGGAAGCGAAGGGACAGCAGGACUGAAUAUUGUAUAAAUUUCUAAAAACUGUCUGUCGCCACGUUAUUUUGGACGCCAACCCUCUCUGCCAACAGCAAGUUAAUAAUUAAUUUGCUUUGAAUUUGUCCAUAAAUUUGCCCAGUUAGUCCCGCAGUAAGAUGUCGUUGUUUAGCAUGCUAGCUCUGCUGCUGGUGGUGUCUCUGACUGCAGCUUCAUCUCUGCACAAAUCAGAUGUCCCAACGGUGACUGUUACAGAGGGAAGCGACGUCCUCCUGAGAUGUUCACCAAACCCUCUGAAGAACCUCCGUAAGGAGUUGUUUGACUGGAAGAUGGGCGAGACAACGGACCAUAAAAAGGAUGUGUUCAUGUAUCGAGAUGGGGACUACGAUGGCAACACGCUUGAUGGUCAACAUGAGCAGUUCAGAGGACGAGUGUCACAUUUUCCAGACCAGCUGAUCAAUGGCAACGCCUCAAUCCUCAUCAGAAACACACAGAUAGAGGACACAGGACUCUACACCUGCAUCUUUCCUUUCCUUCAGGACCAAAGAGUCAGCAUGAGGCUCGUCGUUGAGCCGACCUUUAGGGACCGAUCUGGAAAAAUCCCCGGUGUUGCUCACAAGCCGUACGUCUCCAUUUGUGGCGUCUCAGACUCCGGUGUUCAGUUGAAAUGUGAGGCUAAAGGUGCUUCUCCAAAGCCAGAGCUUCAGUGGUUGGACAGUGACGGAGUCGUUCUUCCUGCUGAGCAUCCAGAGGUUUCCCAAACAGGACGUCUCUUUGACGUCACCCUCCAGACUACGGUGAACUCCACCAACACCUUCUACUGCGUGGUGAAGCAGGAGAACUUCCACCAUCAGAUCAAACGCAACAUCACCGUUCCUGAGAAACUGUUCCAGAAAACAUGCAGAGAAGUGGAUCAUGGAUCGUUCUCAAGCGGAGUGGCUUUGGGAAUUUUUAUUGGAGCUUUAAUUGGAGCUUUCCUUCUUGCUGUGGGCCAAGCUUUACUUGUGGCAACAAACCGCAUGACAGUCAGCCUUAACAAAGGUCGUCAUCAGCCAGCAGAGAGUCCUACAGCUCAGCCUCUUAACGGGAAGCUGAACGGUCAGACUGAUCCUUGAAGUGUCUGCUGUCUGCAUGUACAGCACACACCAUUCAUUUUAUUAGGAACACAACUCUGAUGCGACACAAUUCUGUCAGAAAAGGUCUGAUUCUGAUUUAUUAUUGGGCUGAUUCGGUGCUAAACUGCAUUCCAUCUGAAGUGUUCCUGAUGUGUAGCAGCAGUGGAGGCUUCAGGAGCAAUAAGAAAACCCGUAGAUAGUUUCACUAAAAGGUCCUGAAAGCUCAGAAAAAAAACCUUCUUUGUUCUAGAGCAGGUUCAGUUUCUUCACCUGGUCCAAAGCAAAGCCACAGAAACCUCUUUAUCUGGGCUUUUAUGUUACGUUUGUGAGAAAACUGCCAAUUUAACGUCAUUUAUUCAGGUCAGUGGGUGGAGCUCUAAGCUUUGUUACUUCAGUUUUCUGGUGUUUUUGUUUCAAUUAGAAUAUUCUUUAUUGUCGUUAUAGAACACAGGGUAUAAGGAGAUUGCAGAGCUUCUCCUUUCCAGGAAAUCUUAGAGAACAAAACAAUCUACUUACAUAUGCAGUAUGAAUGAGGCGGUGAUGUUUCUUCCAUGUUCUACAUCGUAUCGUUGUCUGGGUGUGACAUGAGGGUUCAGGGUGGUGAUGGCUCUCAGAUAGAAGCUGUUUUUAGUCUGUUUGUCCUCGCUUUAAUGCAUCUGUAGCGCCUUCCAGAGAACAACAGAUCACAAAGCUGAGAACCGGGAUGUGAACUGUCCUUGGUGAUGUUCUGAGCUCUGCUGAGGCACCAGGAGGAGUAGACGUCUACGAGGGAGGGGAGGACAGCCUCUCUGUCUGCCUCAGGUUAAACAGCAGGUUCUCUAUGGAUGAGUGGUGGAAGGCCAGCAGCAGCUUCCUGUCCAGGUGGUUCUCUCUGAGGACAGCUGUGAUGUUGUCUGUCCAGGAGAGGACAUCAGAGGACAACCUGGAUGUGUGACUCUGUGGCUGUUGAUGUAGAGGAGCAGUGAGUUAUGAGCAUCACUAGCAGCCUGUAUUCUGCUGAUGUUUCUUAAAUGUCCUGUUACAGCAGCAGAUUAAACACAUGAAGCCUUAAAACAGCAGCAGGAGAUCUGAGCUGUAAAACCCAAAGAAGUUUUGGUUUAACUUAAUGAGAUGGAGACGAGCUGCUGUGUAAAUGUUGAAGAACAGAAGGAAACCUCUGGUCUGUGGAGCUGCAGGCACAGUUCCAGAUGUUUGAAGCUCCUUUCUCAGCUCAGCAUUACUGUAAAUAUUGUAGAAUAUAUUUUUAUGGAUCUGUGAAAUGAAAUGAAUCUGUGAGACUGACAGCUGUUUUAGAAAUAACCUUUAUAUGGCUUUUAGAGUUGGUGGACGUGUCACAUGCAGCUAUGAAGUUUGGUGCUCAUGUGGAACUGGUCAGGACGCCCAAACCCAACAGGAUGCCAGACAUUUUGAAUUAUGCGACAUAUUUUGGAUGAUUUUAAGUCUUUUUAACACGUUUUCUAAAGCUAUAAACUGAAACACAGUAACCCCAGCAGAGCUGACAUUGUUCCAGGAUGUACAGCAGACAUGGCUGAUCAAAAGUUACCAAAAACAACAGUCUGACGGUGUGGAGAUGGUAGAAUUUUGACAGUUCACCAUGAAACAGGAAAUGCUGUGUAACUGGAAAGAAGAGGCCUCAAACUCUACAUGUUAGGUUAUUAAGCUGUGCUUUUUUGUCUUAUUUCUCUCGUUUUAAUUUUCAUUCUUAUUAUUGUUUGCACUUAUAGAGUUGCACUUACAUUUACUAUCCCUGUUUCUUAUGUCAUUGCUGCACUGACUGCUCUACGUGCUUUUUAAUUGUCCCCUGGGCACAAGUAAAGUUUUCUGAAUGUCAGAUCAGAGUCCUGUCUUUAAAUCUGUAGACUGAAAUGCAUUCAUGACCAUAGCGCCACCUGGUGGACGGUUUUCCAACUGAACAACUCUGCUGGCAGCUUUAAUCAUGGCUCAUUUCAUCCUUAAUGAUAUCAAGAAAAGAAGGGUAGCAGCGUUUAUUUUAUGUUGUUCUUUUUUCAAUGUGUUUUUUUUAAUCUAAUGUAUAAUGUAAAUGAUUGUAUCAGACAAUGCCUUUUUCUAUGUGAAAUGCCUUUUAUUAACUGGGGUUGUUUUUCUAUAGAAUUCUGACAGAAUAUUCAGUUUUAUUUAUAUAGCUCCAGUUACAAUUCAGAUUGUCUAGAGAUGCUUUACAGAACCCAUAAGAACCCCAGAGCUGCCCUAAGCAGACAGAAAAACAUCCUUUAAAUAUAAAUAAAGCCAGUGUUAGAGUUGAAUUUGUAAAUGCAUUUAUCAUAAUCAAGCCUGAGAGCAUUAACUGUGUGUGCAUAGUGUUUUAUAUGACUAUUUUUAUAGAAUACCACUCACUCACUCCUACCUGCACAUCUCUCUCUCUCUCUCUCUCUCUCUCUCUCUCUCUCUCUCUCUCUCUCUCUCUCUCUCUCUCUCUCUGUCUCUCUCAGCAUAUUUCCACUCUUUCAGCUUAGCACACCCCCUUGUGUAACUCGAGCUAUUUCUUAUCUUAUGCCAUGUCUUCAUUUCUGCUCGUGUAUAAAAUAAACCUUGUAUGGGAGCAGUCUUUGUAGCUCGCUCUAACUUGUUACACUGUGCUGUGUUACCCUUGCAAGUAAAGUUACAGUCUCCGUGUUUUUCUGGUUCGGUGAAAAUCUUCUUAUGUUAUGUGGGAGCUCUCAGCGGAGCUACACUCUGACAGCCAGAAUCAGGUUUGGUCCAGAAAAGCCAGUAGAGAUUCUUUCUGAUAUUCUGGAGUUUAUAAAAGGAAAAGUAUUUUGUCUACCAUGUUUGGAAGUAAACCAGUCAGUCAUUGUUGGCCUACAGAGGGACUUUUUACCAAAUGUAUUUAUUUUUUUGAAUCUAUAAUGCGCUGUUUGUUAAAGAGCCACAAUAAAGUUCCUCUGAAGAGA